AUGAAAAAGGUGAAUACCGAGCAGCUGAAUACUCGUCCCCCGAGAGGACCACAUUACACAGCAUAUACGCCCUUCAAUGCGAGUAGGGCCAAAGUAUUGGAGCAGGCUCUAACCUCCGAGAUCCUCACUAUGCCGAAACAGGCAAACACUCAUCCUAGAGCAGACAAAGCAAAGACAUGCCGAUACCACCGUAAUAGGGGGCACUCAACCGAGGAGUGCUCAGCACUUAGAGACAAGUUGGAGGAACUCAUUAAGCAAGGUCACAUGAGGAGUUUUGUAACAUUCCGAGAUCACACUCCAACUGCAGAUCACCGCCAAGUAGCAAAGGAGAGGUCCUACCACCCUCGCGAAGCACGACAUGCGAGGGACCGUCGAGGUCGAUCCCGCUCAGCCGAGCAGAGGGACCAUUCAAGGCACUCUCGGGAAGAUAACGACCAACCGAGAAAGGUGAUAAACACUAUAGCUGGAGGCUUCGCCGAAGGAGGAUCCACCUCUUUGGUGCGGAAAAGAAACCUUCGGGCCGUGCGGUCGGUAAACAUUGUGGAUCACCCGAAGACACCCAAAAUGCCACCAAUAAAAUCUUCUUAUCGAGAUUUCUGCGGUGUCAACCCCAUCCAGGACGAUCCCAUGGUGAUUUCUGUUGAAGUGCACAAUUGCAUUGUGAAGAAGACUCUAGUCGAUCAAGGGAGCUCAACGGAUAUUCUAUACUGGAAUACCUUCGUGCAAAUGGGAAUUCUGGAGGAAAGCCUAGAAUCGUACCAUGAACCCCUGGUAGGGUUUUCGGGAGAAAGAGUAAUGACGAGAGGAUGCAUUGACUUAUACACUCGUUUUAGCUUUGAUCAAAAGACUUUUCGAGAAGUCAAAAUCUGUUACAUUGUGGUUCACGCCAGCACUUCCUACAACAUCCUGCUAGGGCAACCCUCCAUUAAUGCCCUUGGAGCCAUUGUUUCGACCCCUCACUUAUGCGUAAAGUUCCCGUCAAGGGAUGGACAAGUGAUAACCGUCCACGCCGACCAAAAGACAGCUAGGGAAUGCUACUUUUAUAGUCUGAAGAUGCGGCCCAUUGCCGACCUCCCUGCAAUAAAAGGUGUCAAUGUAGUAAGGUAA
Messenger RNA from Cajanus cajan (pigeon pea), 1107 nucleotides. RefSeq lists its product as uncharacterized. Lineage: Eukaryota; Viridiplantae; Streptophyta; Magnoliopsida; Fabales; Fabaceae. The record is from RefSeq and is a predicted model, not a curated record.